Cervus elaphus (red deer) is the source of this 8950-nucleotide messenger RNA. It is a transcript of the gene ROR2, whose product is annotated as receptor tyrosine kinase like orphan receptor 2. The transcript has 9 exons. Bases 3609 to 6569 code for a protein of 986 amino acids. Gene Ontology annotation, biological process: protein phosphorylation; positive regulation of kinase activity; multicellular organism development. Gene Ontology annotation, cellular component: signaling receptor complex. The record is from RefSeq and is a predicted model, not a curated record. Gene Ontology annotation, molecular function: ATP binding; protein binding; transmembrane receptor protein tyrosine kinase activity. NCBI's taxonomy places the organism in Eukaryota, Metazoa, Chordata, Mammalia, Artiodactyla, Cervidae.
UAAACUAGAAGCUCCAUUUCCUUUGUAAAUAAACUGGCAGUUGCCCACGGCGGAGCAACACUGAAGGCUGCUGAGUUCCUCUUCCCUAAGUCUUCACAUAUUUGCUUCCACAGUGGGACUGUGUAUUGUCAGCCAAGUGUCUUCUGAAGCCUGCCAUGGGAGCCGUGUUUGUUAUCAUACACAUACAUAGCUUAAUUACAUUACCCAUAACUCCUAUGGGAUACAGAAUGCAAAGAAAUGAAAACUCCAAGUUGAAUGCUCUAAAAAUACAGAAUGAGAAAAACUCGUUAAAACCUUGCUGUUGAUUUAAAUGUAAGUCAUAGUGAAAAUUGAUUAGGGUUUUGUAUUGUUUCAUAGGUGCAUGCAAGCACAUCACUUUAAGAAGACCAAACCAGGAAAUAGAUGAUAUAUUUAUGAAGAAAUUAGUGUAAACAAAAAUCAGUAGAAACAGAAAGGGCCUGGGCCCUUCGUCAGUAGGUUGAUGAAUGGUGGUUCAUCUCUGUGUUUUAGGUUCAAUUAAAAUAUUUGUUGUAGGAAUACUUCACUUUUAUGAUUUCCCACUAUAUGUCAUUGGCUUCUGUUAAUCAAUCAUCUUCAAAUCCUGAUUGUGUUGGUAAGAAACUGUUACCUGAUCUGUAUUCCAGAAUGUGGGUAUGCUUUCAUUUCAUCACUCUCAGCUAUAAUUAUUUAAGUUUUUCUUCCACAUGAUUCCUGGUACAUGAAAAUACUCCACAGAUUUCGCCUGAGCUUGCUGCCUGCUAGGAGAUGCCUGUGUUUGAUUACAGAUGUGCAUGUAAAUGUGGCCCUGUGUUUACAAGGAUGGCCCAGAGUGGUAAUUCAUUUGUCUUCCUCUGAAUGCACUUCAGGAAAGUGACUGCACAUGCAGUAUAGUUUAUUUAGAGGUGGGACAGUGUGAUGAUGGUUAGUUACUGUAUAUUAAAGCUAUAUACCUUGAGGUCAUUUGAAAAUGGAAUUCUCCCUUUCUCAGCUCGUGUUUACUUUCUGAUGUCUGUAAUCAUUUAGACAGUAUAAAUAGGGAGAUUAUGAGAUACCCAAAAGGCUUUUAAGAAAAUUAAUCACACAUUUCUCAUUUAACAAAACUGUAGGAAACUAGAGAUAGAAGGAUAACUUUUUACAAUGUUAAUUAAUAUCUAUGCCAAACUAAAAACAAACAUUAGUGGUGUAACCUAGAUAUUCCCAUUAAUAUCAAGGCCGGUUAAAAAAGCCUUAGGUGACGCUGCUCUGUAAGUCUUGCUAAUGUACUAAGACAUAAAACAGAAACAAGGAAAGAUUUAAUGGAUUGUACCAGAUAUAGUUAUUGUUUUUACAAGACUGUGUAUCUUAAAAGCCCUAGUAAAUAGACUAAAAUAGACUAAAAACUUUUUAGAAUUAGUGAAUAUACCGUUGGAAAAAAUGUAUUGGAAAAUCAGAAGCUGUAUGGGGGUAAAAUUCUACUGAGAAAAGCAAAACCAGAUAAACCAUAUUGGUUUACCAUCAUACCAUCAGAAAGUGUGUAGGUUCCACUGAAAUUAUCUAAAAACUUUACGAAAGGCUAUGAAAUCAUGUUAGAAUAGUGAAAUUUUAGAAAGGAUAAUAAUUUAUUCAUGCUUUAGAAGACUACAUUUUCAAAAGAUGUCAGUUCAUCUCAGAGUAGCAAACAUUUAAUCUCAGUCCACAUCCCAGUGGGACUUUGUUGGGGGAACACUGGACAAAAUGACCCCAGGGAUUAUCUGGGAGAAUAAAGAAAUGUUAAAUGGCCAAGAAAAUUUUGCAUAAAAAGUGAUAAAAAAAUCUUUAUUAUGUUUAAAAAUAUGUUGUAAAGCUGCAAAUACUAAAACAAUAUGGUGCUGCCCCCAAAUGAUAACUUCUAGUAGAAGGGGUGGGCAAAGGACACUUGUAAACUCACAAGAGAAAAAAUAACAAUGAAGAUACAGAAUUUCAACAUCUUCAGAAUCCUUCAAGAAUCCAGAAGUAGUUAAUAAGUUUAAUUAUGGACUACUACUUUUUGGCUAUCAAACUGCAAAAUGUCUUAGAACAUUAUAGUUUCAUGCACUACUGGUAACUAUGUAAAUUGGACCAGUCUUUGACCCAGUACUUUCAUUUCUAGGAAUCCUUCCUGAGAACAAGGGAAGAGAAAUAAAGAUUUACCGAUGCGGAUGUUUAGAAUAGCUUUGUUUGGUCCAGUUAACAAGGAGAAACAGUCUGAGCGUUUACUAGCUGGAGAAGAGUUACAUAAAGUUGGUGAGUUAUGUGGCAAAGUAUUUUGUAGAUUUUUUAAAAAAUCACAUUUCAAAGCAUAAGGAUAUAGCAAAAUCUUCAUGACACAGUGUUAUCUAUAAAGAUAUGGAAAAAAAUUUACAAUGGAAUAUUCAUGUAUUCAGCUGAGACAUAUCGAAUGUUUGAUAUUCACCAGGCGGUGCCAUAAACACCUAGAAUCUGUCUGAAUUAUGUAGAAGGAUCCCCUUCCUUAUAGGGUAUAGAGACCAAGGUGGAAUACAAUAAUAUACUGUUAAUGAUAUAAUAACAGAAAACUCAGUUUAGGAAUGAACUCUAACCUUGUAACAAAGUAUUUGUAUCAGUAUGUAGAGAACAUUUCUAGUUUGGGAAGCCGGAAAGAAAGGCGCCCAGAUUUUAGCACUGGGUCUGUCUGGGUCAAAGUAUCACAGAUGAUUUUUGUGUUCUUUUCUUAUGCUUUUUCAGUUUUUAAAGGUAAAAGCUGACUUAGAUUUUAGUAAUCAGAACAAAGUUAAAAAAAGAACCCCUGCCUCUGGACGCCCUUUCUCAAAGUGCUACACACACAGUAAUUUGCAGACACAGUAAUUGUUGCUUAUUUGUAUUUAUAAAAGAUCUUUCACUGAACCCAUGAACUGCCCAACAAGUACGGUUGCAAGGUUGUGGAAUUUAACCAUGAUAUAUUCUGGAGUUUUCUCUGGAUUGUUUGUUUAUUUGUUUAGGAGCACUUCGGUUAUAACACAAAGAUGUGGGUAUGUCAGGGUUAAAAAUAUCGUGAAAUUAGAAACGGGACCGGUAGAGUAUGGGGGACACAGAUUGGUAUAAAAACAAAACAUUAAAGUCAGUGUGGGAGGACUGCUUGCUGCCAUUCUGUGUUCUGUCCUCCUGCAUCUCGCCUUGGGAGGCGUCUUCCCCCUUUUGUGGUUGGCCUGAGGCCUGCAUGUUCCCUGGGAGCGUCUGUCGCCUAGCUCACACUGGCUAAUCAGGAAUUUGAACCCAGGGAGCAAAAUCGUAAGAAAAUCUACACCAGUAACAUCGGCAUUCCCUCCUGAAAAGCGGUUAUUUCCCAGCAGCUGGGGGCCAGAAUCUUCCCUGAUUUCCCACCCAGUUAGACUUUCAUAGACAGCCCAGGGAGAGACCCUGAGAGUCUCUGUCCCUCAUUCCUGUUGAUCACGGCUGGCUGAAUGAGCCAUAAUGCCUGUAAAACUGGUGUGUUUGCUAAAGGAGGGAUCUUCUCUUUCUUUUUUCUGCUAAAAAUCAGAGUGUUUGGCCAAGUCAGCAGUUUGUGGCCAUGGAGAAAAUCUGAGGAUUCUCUCUGUGGCUUUGCUAAAUUGAUGCUUCUCCUUUCACAGCCCAAACGUUCUGUAUAGAAAAACAUGCCAUGUGAUGGGUGGCCCCAUUUCUUGGGAGGUGGGUCCCAAAACAUGGGGGUUGGGCUGUUUCCUCAGAGCCCCCCUUCUCCCCUCCCAGGACUCUGGCCGGAUAUCCUUGUUGAAAUCUCUGUAAAUAAUCUGGGCCAUGGCAGCUCUCCAGGUCUUCUAAGGGAUGGUUUUUCGGAUACUUUGCUUUCCGUUUCACGUUUUCACCCCAGAGUCCUAAGAGGGCAAGCGGAAGUUCCUGACUCAAAUGAUCCUUUGGGACAACUGGAUGGACAUGACAGCCCCAUCCCAACUCUGAAAGGGUACUUUCUGAAUUUUCUGGAGCCAGUUAACAAUAUCACCAUCGUCCAAGGCCAGACAGCGAUUCUGCACUGCAAGGUGGCCGGAAACCCGCCACCCAGUGUGCGGUGGCUGAAGAACGACGCCCCAGUGGUGCAGGAGCCGCGGCGCGUCAUCAUCCGCAAGACGGAGUACGGUUCCCGGCUGCGGAUCCAGGACCUGGACACGACGGACACCGGCUACUACCAGUGCGUGGCCACCAACGGGGUGAAGACCAUCACUGCCACCGGCGUCCUGUUUGUGCGACUCGGUCCAACACACAGCCCAAAUCAUAACUUUCAAGACGACUACCAUGAGGAUGGAUUCUGCCAGCCUUACCGGGGAAUUGCCUGUGCGCGUUUCAUUGGGAACAGGACCAUUUACGUGGACUCUCUCCAGAUGCAGGGGGAGAUUGAAAACCGAAUCACAGCCGCCUUCACCAUGAUCGGCACCUCCACGCACCUAUCGGACCAGUGCUCUCAGUUUGCCAUCCCGUCCUUCUGCCACUUCGUGUUCCCGCUGUGCGACGCGCGCUCCCGGGCGCCCAAGCCGCGCGAACUGUGCCGGGACGAGUGCGAGGUGCUGGAGAGCGACCUGUGCCGCCAGGAGUACACGAUCGCGCGCUCCAACCCGCUCAUCCUCAUGCGGCUGCAGCUGCCCAAGUGCGAGGCGCUGCCCAUGCCCGAGAGCCCCGACGCCGCCAACUGCAUGCGCAUUGGCAUCCCAGCUGAGAGGCUGGGCCGCUACCAUCAGUGCUACAACGGCUCAGGCACGGAUUACAGAGGGACAGCGAGCACCACCAAGUCGGGGCACCAGUGCCAGCCUUGGGCCCUGCAGCACCCCCACAGCCACCACCUGACAAGCGCCGACUUCCCGGAGCUCGGAGGGGGGCACGCCUACUGCCGGAACCCUGGCGGGCAGAUGGAAGGCCCCUGGUGCUUCACGCAGAAUAAAAACGUACGCAUGGAACUGUGUGACGUACCCUCUUGUAGUCCCCAAGACAGCAGCAGGAUGGGAAUUCUGUACAUCUUGGUUCCAAGCAUCGCCAUUCCCCUUGUCAUCGCGUGCCUUUUCUUCUUGGUCUGCAUGUGCCGGAAUAAACAGAAGGCUUCUGCCUCUACACCACAGCGGCGGCAGCUGAUGGCCUCGCCCAGCCAGGAUGUGGAAAUGCCUCUUAUCAACCAGCACAAGCAGGCCAAACUCAAGGAGAUCAGCUUGUCCACCGUGAGGUUCAUGGAGGAGCUUGGGGAGGGCCGGUUCGGGAAGGUCUACAAAGGCCAUCUGUUUGGCCCGGCGCCGGGUGAGCAGACCCAGGCCGUGGCCAUCAAGACGCUGAAGGACAAAGCCGAGGGUCCGCUCCGGGAGGAGUUCCGGCACGAGGCCCUGCUGCGGGCGCGCCUGCAGCACCCCAACAUCGUCUGCCUGCUGGGCGUGGUGACCAAGGACCAACCCCUGAGCAUGAUCUUCAGCUACUGCCCGCACGGUGACCUGCACGAGUUCCUGGUCAUGCGCUCGCCGCAUUCGGACGUGGGCAGCACAGACGACGACCGCACGGUGAAGUCCGCCCUGGAGCCCCCAGACUUCGUGCAUGUGGUGGCGCAGAUCGCCGCGGGCAUGGAGUACCUGUCCGGCCACCACGUGGUGCACAAAGACCUGGCCACCCGCAACGUCCUGGUGUAUGACAAGCUGACCGUGAAGAUCUCGGACUUGGGGCUCUUCCGCGAAGUGUACUCGGCAGACUACUACAAGCUGACGGGCAGCGCGCUGCUGCCCAUCCGCUGGAUGUCCCCCGAGGCCAUCAUGUACGGCAAGUUUUCCGUGGACUCUGACAUCUGGUCCUACGGCGUGGUCCUGUGGGAGGUGUUCAGCUAUGGCCUGCAGCCCUAUUGCGGCCACUCCAACCAGGACGUGGUGGAGAUGGUCCGGAGCCGGCAGGUGCUGCCCUGCCCGGACGACUGCCCUGCCUGGGUGUACGCGCUGAUGAUCGAGUGCUGGCACGAGUUCCCCAGCCGCCGGCCCCGCUUCAAGGACAUCCACAGCCGGCUGCGCGCCUGGGGCAACCUGUCCACCUACAACAGUUCGGCCCAGACCUCGGGCGCCAGCAACGCCACGCAGACCAGCUCGCUGAGCACCAGCCCGGUCAGCAACGUCAGCAACGCCCGCUACGGGGGACCCAAGCAGAAGGCCCAGCCCUUCCCGCAGCCCCAGUUCAUCCCCAUGAAGGGCCAGAUCAGACCCAUGGUGCCCCCUCCCCAGCUCUACAUCCCGGUCAAUGGGUACCAGCCGGUGCCGGCCUAUGGGGCCUACCUGCCCAACUUUUACCCCGUCCAGAUCCCAAUGCAGAUGGCCCCGCAGCAGGUGCCCGCCCAGAUGGUCCCCAAGCCCGGCUCGCAUCACAGCGGCAGCGGCUCCACCAGCACGGGGUACGUCACCACCGCGCCUUCCAAUACGUCGGUGGCGGACAGGGCCGCCCUGCUCUCGGAGGGCACUGAGGAUGCGCAGAAUGUCCCGGAAGACGUGGCCCAGAGCCCCGUGCAGGAAGCGGAGGAGGAGGAGGACGGCUCGGUCCCCGAGACCGAGCUGCUGGGAGACAACGACACUCUGCAGAUGGGCGAGGCCGAGGUCCAGCUGGAAGCCUGAGGGCCAUGGGAUCGUCGGGCACCGAGUGGACGGACAGGAGCCUCGGGUGGAGGGCGCCCCGGGAGCCGCUGAGCUGGAGGCAGCCUCCCUGUGCCAAGUCCUCCUCUGCAGUCCUCUUGUGCCCAGAGCCGCGCUGUGCCCACCUGUUUGGCUGGAGGGUCUUUUGGCCAAUGGCUCCUGACCAGGCGAGGAUAGUAACCCAGCAGGACACAUAGUGACUCCCCAGUGCCACCUACAUUUCCCCGGAGGUCGACAUCAGUGAGCAGUGCUUGUGCUUUGAAGGAAAUUAGGUAACAUCUUCUCUUCAUAUUGCCUAUGGAUUGAGUAUGUCCAAACAUUGGGAAAAAGCGGCCUGCAACAAGUUGGGACCUUGGGAUUUGUGAUGCCCGGUGGCUGGGCUGCAGGCUGAGGAUGGAGGAGGCUGCUUUUCCCUCUGCUGCCCCUCACCUGCCAGUAACAGUCUCCCCUCACCCACCAAAGAUUAAUGGGAACAAGAAGUGGCCACCUGUCAGGGUUUGAUGAGGAAGGGGCUCCUGGAAUGGGAGUUUGUUAUGUGCCUUAAAAGAAACCCACAUGAUUUUGUAUUCUUGUGAAAUAAUUUUUUAAUUAUCCUGCAUGUGUAUUUUGCCCAAUUUUCUGGAAUUCAAGGGAAAGUGUUUUGGGGCCUUGGAAUGUUACAAAGGAGGCAACAUUGUACAGAGCACAUUAUUGUUAUUUUUUUUUUUUUAGAAUUCUGUACAGACCUUAAAUGUAAUUUAUAUGGUUUUUGUAUGCCGUUUUCAUUGAAGUAUUUUGAACUUAAAAUAAUGACUUCGUAAUUUAACUGUUUACGUUAUCCACGUUGGGAUACCACCUGAUUGUAUUCUGGUUUGCUUGUGUUUGUACCACAUGUAAGCGAGGUCCGUUCAUUUCAGAGCUCCUGUGACAGAAGGCCCACAAGUACAUUGCAUCUGACACACGGGAUAGAGUUCACUUGUAACUCCCACACCUGCUGUACCCAAUAAAGUGAAAGAGGAGGUUCAGUUGGCUCUGCAGGUCAUGAGGAUGUCAGGCAGUGGGGUUUGCUGGAUGAUGGAGACGCCGAAUGGUGAUGAUUUGGGCCAUGGUUGGGGCUUGUCCAGGAGCAGCAACUUCAUUUGAACGUGGAUACAUUAUACAUUGGCAGAUAAAUGAUGGGAACAGGUUACAUUGCUUUUCUUGGUAAAGUCUGUAGUGGGGAUUAACUGCAGAUGAGGUGAAGAUGGUUUUGGGUUUUAAACCUCUCUCCUCCUGAGGUCCCAAAGGCCCUGCCAUUUUUAGACCUGGAGUCUGGCGCUUCCCAAGGCCUGGAGCAGGGCUGGAGGGAGAGACAGCAAAGGAGACUAGGCUUCCUUCACCACUUGCCUGAAGCUGCCUGCAUUCCAUCGUUGGUCAGCAGCACAGCCAGCCGAAUUCUGGUAUACCUGGACCAGGGUACAUCUGUGGGGUCAGUGGCUCCAGGGCUUCCAGUUAGGGGAGGGGUUGGAUGAGGCCUGAAGAUGCUUCUGCUGGCCAGCUAAUGGCCCCUGCUGUCCCUCUCCCCUAGGUGGGUCCCUUUUACCCUGGCACGGCCUGGGUGGUUUUCCAUGUUUAAUGGAGUGGGUCCACAACCCUGGGUUAAGCAAGGCUCAGCUAGGAAUUCACUUCACAUCCAUAAGCAGUGGCCCUUUAUCAUACAUCAGAACAUCUGAUGGAGCUUGUUACAAAACAAGCACUGCCCUACUUGCUCCCAGGCAAGUCUGGGAGGGGCCAAGAAAGUGCAUUUCUAAUAAGGGCUCAAAGGGUCCUGAUGCUGAGAGCCCCUUACGUCCAGCACCCUGGGUCUCCCUGGCUGUCUAGCAUCUCAGGUCAUCGUGUACACCUCUUGCUCCUCUCUGUUAGCAUGAUGCUGCUGAGGGAUACAGCCAUGCACACAAGCAAAUAACAUGUCUGAGUGUACAUCCUGUGAAUGUCUAGGAGCCCCCUGGAGCCCCUCUCCCAGCCAGUGUGGUCUGGACUUCAUAUUAAAAGAACUCAGGGCUACAGGGGGCUACUUCUCAUUUCCACUGAUCUGAAAGAGGAACUUCAGUUUAUCUCUAAUUUGGUACACCUGAUGGUUUAACUGUUCCGUUGAGACCUAAGAGUGAAAAAUGGGAAAUAGCCCUUUGGCUGCCCUGUCCGCAGACCUAGCCAGGGAGGCAAGCGGCUGCUUCAGUUUCCCGUCACUCAGCACCCAGAGGUAAAGGCGGUGCUCGAGGCCAUGGCCGGGACCACAGAGCGAGCAGCCAAGAUUCUGCAGAAAGACACUUGGAGGGUUUUUUGACAGAGUGGGGGAGGUUUUGAUCUGGGGGAUUUUUUGGCUCGAAAUAAAAUUUGUUACUGCA